Fundulus heteroclitus (mummichog) is the source of this 1419-nucleotide messenger RNA. It is a transcript of the gene gdf3, whose product is annotated as growth differentiation factor 3. Gene Ontology annotation, molecular function: growth factor activity; cytokine activity. The transcript has 2 exons. Bases 24 to 1241 code for a protein of 405 amino acids. Gene Ontology annotation, cellular component: extracellular region. NCBI's taxonomy places the organism in Eukaryota, Metazoa, Chordata, Actinopteri, Cyprinodontiformes, Fundulidae. The record is from RefSeq and is a predicted model, not a curated record. Gene Ontology annotation, biological process: BMP signaling pathway; SMAD protein signal transduction.
CCGCCCCGCUCCUCAUUAACAUAAUGACGCAGCUGCUCACCGGGGAGGCCCCGGGCGCUCCAGGUGAAGAUCCACAGAGCUCCCACUUAGACCCGGGACCAAACAUGGCUCCUCUGCUGCUGCUGUUGGCGGCGUGGCUGCUGGGUGCGCGGGCCCUCUCGGACGCGGAGGACGCAAACCCCCGGGAGCGGCUCUUCCUGCGCUCCCUCGGUCUUCCUGAGCGGCCGCGGCCCGCGGGGGGCCCCCAGCCGCCCCGCCGCCCCGUCCCCUCCCAGCUUUGGAGGAUGUUCCGCAGGUCGGAGAACGCGCAGGCCCGGGAGAGCGACCUCUGCACGGUGUCCGAGUACGGAGUCCGCGGCAACAUCAUCCGCUACGUGCAGGACCAAGGCCGGCUGGUUUCGGGUUGGAGCAGCAGCUGUCAGGCUUGUCUGGAGAAGCGGCUUUUCUUCAACAUGACGGUCCUGCAGCCGGUGGAGCUGCUGUCUCUGGCUCAGCUGGAGAUCAAGCUCCCCUGGAAGCCUCUGAGGCCCGCGGAGCUGCUGCAGGGCCCGCGAGCCGUCAGCAUGUCGCUCUACAAAGUGAUCCGAGCCACGCUGAGGGGAGCCGACCCUCAGGCCAACCGCAGGCUCCUGCUGUCCCAGUCGGUCCAGCUGCGGCCGGAGCCAGCCGCCAUCACCAUGGACCUGACGGCGCUGGCGGAGGGCUGGCGCAAGCCGGGUCACAACUACGGCUUGGUGGUGGAGCUGAGUCCGCUCGGCGCGCACCCGGACGAGUUUCUUCCCUUUUUACCGGGCAACACUUUCCCGCGGGAAGCAGCCCUAACCUUUCCUCUGAUCGAGGCCUCCCUGGUGGUCGUGUCCCUGAACCCUCACCAGUGCCGCUCCCGGCAAAGGAGGAGCGCCGUCCACCUCCCCGUCACGCCCAGCAACGUGUGCAAGGCCCGCCGCCUCUACAUCGACUUCAAGGACGUGGGCUGGCAGGACUGGAUCAUCGCCCCGCAGGGCUACAUGGCCAACUACUGCCACGGCGAGUGUCCGUUCCCGCUCAGCGAGAGCCUGAACGGCACCAACCACGCCAUCCUGCAGACCCUGGUCCACUCCCUGGACCCGCAGGGCACGCCCCAGCCCUGCUGCGUUCCCAUCCGCCUCUCCCCGAUCUCCAUGCUCUACUACGACAACAACGACAACGUGGUGCUCCGACACUACCAGGACAUGGUGGUGGACGAGUGCGGCUGUCGGUGACCAACAGCAACUGGUCCGAUUUUAAGUUUUGCUGUUUUUCUUUUUUUUUUAACUGAUGAUAAUGAGAUUCCUCUGUUCUUAUUACUUCUAGCUGUCAAUAGAACUUUUUUAUAAGUAUAUAAUGAUUUUUUUUUUUUUUUAGCUGGUGAUUGCAAACAAGGUAAUAUUUGUGUUUGUC